CCUCAUUUCUUUGUUUUUUCCUCGUGGAAGACCAACUCAUACUGUUGACAAUCUUGCAGAAGACUCUAAUUUUCAUUUCCCCUCUCCAAAUCUCUAAUCUCAUCUUCUUUCUCUCUCCUCCCUUCUCUUCAACCUCGCCGCCUUUCACCUAUAAACCUCAUUUUCCGAAUUUUAUCCUCCCCCCCUCUCUCUCUCUCUCUCCUCUCUUUGAAUCUUUACCUAAAUAUUCCCAAAUCCAGCACUUUCAACCUUAAUUUUACCAAACAAAGAUAAAUAAAUGAAAGGUUUCUUCUUUUAGGUUUCUGUGUAAAUCCUGACCGUCGAUUUCUCUCGCCGGAGAUCGAUGAAUUUCCCCAAAUUAACUGUAGAUAUUAAUUAUUAUUUACCCUUUUUUGGAGUAAAUUUCUUACCCAGUGUCAUGUUCAUCUAGUCAGAGAAUCAUCAGUGCAGGGACCAGCUGGUAGUUGGGAGAGAGAAAGGGUGGAAAAUAAAAAUAAAAAAGGAAGUGAUAAAAGCAGAUUGACUGGUAGCUGCUGAAGAGAGAGAAAACACAAAAUACUGUGUUUGUGUUUGUGUGUUCAACUUUCUCUCUCCUGGAAAAAAAACCCUAAAAAAAUCCCUCUUUUUUCCCCACUCAUGCCGGCAGAUUUGGAUGAUUCAUCACCUAAAACUAUGUCAAACAAUACAGCUUCUGGAGAAGCAAGUGUUUCUUCAAGCGGCGAUCAAAUUGAACCCUUAAAACCUCCUCCAAAAAAGAAGCGUAAUCAACCUGGAAUGCCUGAUCCAGAUGCAGAGGUAAUAGCUUUGUCACCGAAAACAUUAAUGGCGACCAACAGAUUUGUAUGUGAAAUAUGUAACAAGGGUUUUCAGAGAGAUCAGAAUCUUCAGUUACAUAGAAGAGGGCAUAAUUUGCCAUGGAAGUUGAGGCAAAGAUCGAGUAAAGAGGUUAAGAAGAGAGUUUAUGUUUGCCCAGAAAUUAGUUGUGUUCAUCAUGAUCCUUCAAGAGCUUUGGGAGAUUUGACUGGGAUUAAGAAACAUUUUUGUAGAAAACAUGGUGAAAAGAAGUGGAAAUGUGAUAAAUGUUCUAAGAAAUAUGCUGUGCAAUCUGAUUGGAAAGCUCAUACUAAGAUUUGUGGUACUAGGGAGUAUAAGUGUGAUUGUGGUACUCUUUUUUCAAGGAGAGAUAGUUUUAUUACUCACAGAGCAUUUUGUGAUGCUUUAGCUGAGGAAACUGCAAGAAAUCCUCGUUCGAGUGGUAAUAAUAGCAAUAAUAGUAAGAUGGAUGUGGACACAAAAAUUGUAACUGGUGGAAUUGCUUCGCCGCCUGCACCGCCAACGCUAUCGCCGGUGUCUCAGCAGAUGCCUCCUCCGUCGCCAGUGCCUGCACCGUUACAAUCGCCAGCAACACCGUCGCAGCCGCAGUCACCGCUUGCCAUGGGUCCAGCAAUGCAGCCGCCGCUUACCAUGGCUUCACCAACUAAUAUGGUGUCAUCCAUUUUGCCUAUUCAGAGUGCAGUUCAACUCUUGCCAGAAAUUCCAACUCCGGUCUCAGAAGAUGUACUUCCUCCGGUCUCCAUAGUCGCGUCUGAGUUAAAGGGUAGCAGUAGCAGUUGUUGCAGUUCUAGUAGUGGUGCCAACACUAGUGGCAGCAGUGUAUUUGCUACCUUAUUUGCUUCUUCCUCAACUACACCAGUUAGCUUACCAUCCCACCCAAAUCCGGCUUUCUCAGACUUCAUCCAAUCCAUGGCUCGACCUGAAUGUCCCCCACCAGAACUCCCCCCUUCUGUAUCAACAGAACCGAUAUCGCUUUGCCUCGCUACAAAUCAUGGGUCAUCCAUCUUCGGGCCUGCUGGCCAAGAACGGAGGCAGUAUGCACCGUCUCCACAGCCAGCAAUGUCAGCCACUGCACUACUUCAAAAAGCUGCUCAAAUUGGUGCUGCAGGAAGUGGGGGUUCAUUACUUCGUGGGCUCGGGCUUGUCUCAUCGACUUCAUCUGCUGGGCCGUCGGAAGGUCUUCAAUGGACUUCUCGGCAAGUUGAACCUGAGACUAGCCCUGUCCAAUCAGGCCUUGGGCUGGGACUGCCUUGUGACGAAGGGUCUGGACUGAAGGAACUAAUGAUUGGAAGUUCUUCAAUGUUUGGCCCAAAACAGCCCACCCUUGACUUCCUCGGGUUGGGAAUGGCUGCAGGAGGAAGCUCAAAUGGGGGGCUCUCGGCUUUGAUCACAUCGAUGGGAAAUGGCCUUGAUGUGGCUGCCGCAGCGGCUUCGUUUGGGGGAGCAGAGUUUGCUAGUAAAGACAUUGGAAGGAGCUCAUGAUGUAAGAAUCAAAGAGAGAAGCUAGAUUGUACAGGGUAUCUCUUUGAUGUUGCAGAGAAGAUCAGGUAUAGUUGUAGGUGGGGUUACUAUUUACAAUUUAUGCCUGAAAUCUAAGACUAGAGGCAGUUAGGGUCUUUUUGAUAAUUCUGCUGCCUUUAUAAUGAAUGAUAAAGAGGCUAUAAAAUAUGUUGUACUAUGUUGUAAUUCAACUACUUCUGGUUAGAAACUUUAGUCAAAUCCAUUUCCCCUGCCUAAGUAUGUAAAAGGGGGAGUUAGUAAAUUCAUGAAUCAAUCUAAGUUUUACAAAUUCGUCA
Molecule: messenger RNA, 2630 nt
Organism: Beta vulgaris subsp. vulgaris (sugar beet)
Lineage: Eukaryota; Viridiplantae; Streptophyta; Magnoliopsida; Caryophyllales; Amaranthaceae
Product: zinc finger protein GAI-ASSOCIATED FACTOR 1
Exons: 4
Coding region: 637-2316 (559 amino acids)
Cellular component (GO): nucleus
Molecular function (GO): DNA-binding transcription factor activity
Source: RefSeq, a predicted model, not a curated record